AUGGGUCUCUUCACUAGAAGAACUCAUGAUCCUGCGACCAAUGGCCAUAGGCAUCGGGCCGAGAAACGUCGGGCCCGGAGAGAUGGAGGCACCAGAAGACCCCUUUUUGACCUGGACUCGGGCCACUUCAACCGGAGACCCAGUUUUGGGCAAUGGCUGAAAUUCACCUGGCUUGAUAUUGUCACCAUGGCCAUCAUGGGUGCUAUUGGCCUGGGUGUCUACAUGGCCGACCCAGCCCCGAGCCGUUCAUUCCCAGUCAACUUCAGGGAUGGGGAGAUCGUCUAUCCUGGAUUUGCCUAUCCUCUCCGCAAAGAGAUCGUCCCCAUUUGGGCUGCUGCUUUACUGGCUGCACUUGUCCCUAUAUUCGUCUUUUUGGUCAUGCAAAUCCGCAUCCGUUCCUUCUGGGAUGUAAAUAAUGCCAUCAUCGGGCUGCUGUACUCGUUGAUCGGCGCGGCCGUCUUCCAGGUGUUCGUCAAAUGGCUCAUCGGCGGCUUGCGGCCCCAUUUCCUGUCGGUCUGCGAUCCGGAUCCAGCCCUGAUGGAAGCGCAAGGCGGCCAAGGAUACCAAGGGCUGAUGUUCAAGAGCGACAUCUGCCGCGGCGACAAGAACCAGAUCAAUGACUCUCUUGAAUCCAUGCCCUCGGGUCACAGCACAGCUGCAUGGGCAGGCUUUCUCUACCUGUACUUCUACCUCAAUGCGAAGAUGAAGGUCUUCAGCAACCACCACCCGGCGAUGUGGAAAUUGAUUGCCCUGUACGCUCCAGUACUCGCAGCUACACUCAUCACUGGCGCGCUGACCAUCGACGAGUUUCACAACUGGUACGACUGCGUUGCCGGAGCAGUCAUCGGUUCUACGUUCGCCAUUUCCGCGUAUCGCAUGGUCUACGCUUCUGUCUGGGACUUCCGUUUCAACCACAUCCCACUCACUCGACACACUCCCUUCUCCUACGGUGCUGGCGCCGCAGGCGCGGGUGGCUUCGAGACUGCGGUCUUCACCCGCAAAGCAGGUUGGGGCUACGUGGAAGCAUACGGCGGCGCUCCCUUCGACGCGGCAUACGGCCUGCGAGGCGCGGCAACCGGCUUCAAUACGUUUGCUUCAGGUACCGGUACCCACGCGCACGACAGCCACCACCACAAUGGUGUUCUCGGUGGCAGGAGAGACGGCGACGUCGAGCAUAACGCCGCACUGCCAACUACCAACGGAAAUCACGCCGGCACCCAUGGAUAUCACCACACAGCCAUGUCCGGUCAUAAUGAUGGCUAUGUCACCAACCCAGCACCCGUAGUCGGCUCAGACAGCCGAUACCAGCACCACCGCAAGAGCAUGGAGCGCAAAGCUGUCCCAACUUAA
Molecule: messenger RNA, 1350 nt
Organism: Exophiala aquamarina CBS 119918
Lineage: Eukaryota; Fungi; Ascomycota; Eurotiomycetes; Chaetothyriales; Herpotrichiellaceae
Exons: 2
Coding region: 1-1350 (449 amino acids)
Biological process (GO): phospholipid metabolic process
Molecular function (GO): phosphatidate phosphatase activity
Source: RefSeq, a predicted model, not a curated record